This is a messenger RNA of Agrilus planipennis (emerald ash borer), 1479 nucleotides long. It is a transcript of the gene PIG-M, whose product is annotated as GPI mannosyltransferase 1. NCBI's taxonomy places the organism in Eukaryota, Metazoa, Arthropoda, Insecta, Coleoptera, Buprestidae. The transcript has a single exon. Gene Ontology annotation, biological process: GPI anchor biosynthetic process. The coding region runs from base 18 to 1331 and encodes 437 amino acids. Gene Ontology annotation, molecular function: GPI mannosyltransferase activity; alpha-1,4-mannosyltransferase activity. Gene Ontology annotation, cellular component: glycosylphosphatidylinositol-mannosyltransferase I complex; membrane. The record is from RefSeq and is a predicted model, not a curated record.
AGAAGGAAGAAUUGGACAUGGUAUACACUGCUGAAACAUUUCUAAGCUUUAGGCAACACAUUAUAUUUGCCUUUUUCUUGCGCUUGGCUUUAAUAUUAUAUGGAAAUUAUCACGAUAGGAUUUCACAAGUUCCCUACACUGAUGUUGACUAUAAAGUGUUCACUGAUGCUUCCAGAUAUGUCCUUAACAAUGAGUCUCCAUAUCAGCGGCAUACCUACAGGUAUACACCCAUACUUUCCUGGCUAUUAAUACCAAAUUUGUUAAUUGAUAUAUGCUUUGGUAAAAUUUUGUUUUCAUUAAUUGAUAUUUUUGCUGGCAUUUUAAUUAAGUUUAUUAUUAAACACUGUGUUAUGUCUUAUGGAAGGAAUUUAAAUGACUCCAAGAUUGAAUCAGUAUCAAAUUUUGGAAUGAUAGUUUGGCUUUAUAAUCCUAUUACAAUAGGCAUUGCCACAAGGGGAAACAGCGACUCUAUUGCUGGAUUUCUAGUUCUGUUAACGCUGUAUUUGCUACAAUGUAAGAAAUGGUAUUUUGUGGCAGGCAUAGUUCAUGGUUUAGCAAUACACGUUCGUAUUUAUCCUCUAAUGUAUAGCUUAGCGUUGUUUUUAUUUCUUAGUGAUUAUUCAGAAAAUCCAAAUUCACUUUCAAAGGAAAGUAAAGAAGUACAAAAAACUGAUAGAAGUACCAAAAGAACCAUAUUUAGAAUGGAAUACCUUCUUUAUUUUUUUCCAAAUAUUGACCAAUUAAAGUUGAUGAGUGGCUGUAUUUUAUCUUUGGUGUUAUUAACAAGUUUGUUUUACUUCUUGUAUGGUUAUCAGUUUCUUUAUGAGAGUUAUAUUUAUCAUUUCUUGAGGAAAGACAUGCGUCACAAUUUCUCCUUGUAUUUUUACUUGCAAUAUCUUACAGCUGGUGUUAAAAUCGAUCUCUGGCAAAAGAUGUUGAUAACUUUGCCGCAAUUUAUUCUUAUAGCCGUUUUUUCUUUCAAAUUUGGCUUAAAUAAGCUGUCCUUAAAUUUUGCAAUUCUUAUGAUUACCUGCGUCUUUGUAACAUAUAAUUCAGUCAUAACAUCACAAUAUUUCGUCUGGAUUUUAGCGAUUUUGCCACUUUGUAUUUGGCAAAUUCGUUUGAGCAGAAAUACAUCUUUGCUACUUGGUUUGAUUUGGAUUGGUGCUCAAGCGUUAUGGCUGUUAUCUGCCUAUUUACUUGAAUUUCAGGGUCUUAAUAUGUUUCUUUAUAUAUGGCUCAAUAGUGUUUCAUUUUUCUGUGCAAACAUCGCGUGUAUGGCAAAAGUAAUUGAAGGAUUCACAACUGGAGUGAAAGUUAAAGUGUUAUGAAAAAAGUAUAGUAAUGAUUGUUAAAAAUCGUAGUAAUAUUCAUGUAAUAUAAUAUUAAAUAAUGAAUAUAAGAUAAUAUAGUGUUGAUUUUGUAGUAAGUAGUCAUUGGGUAGAUAUCAAAAAUAAAUAAUAAAACUUUUUUAUUGUA